This is a messenger RNA of Acanthamoeba castellanii str. Neff, 1596 nucleotides long. RefSeq names its product Microfibrillar associated protein. The coding region runs from base 1 to 1596 and encodes 531 amino acids. NCBI's taxonomy places the organism in Eukaryota, Discosea, Longamoebia, Acanthamoebidae. Gene Ontology annotation, molecular function: RNA binding. The transcript has 10 exons. Gene Ontology annotation, biological process: mRNA splicing, via spliceosome. The record is from RefSeq and is a predicted model, not a curated record. Gene Ontology annotation, cellular component: U2-type spliceosomal complex.
AUGCAAUCGAAGGGCGUGCGCCGCUACAGACCGGGUCAGGCACCCAAAUGGGCGAGCGAGGAUGGAGAGGACGCCAGCCUGCCUGGCCCAUCAUCUGCCGCCGCGAAGCUGGCCGGCGCCUCGGCGCCUGCCAAGAGCGGUGCCGCCACGGGCGGCGGGCGGUGGGACGUCGUGGGCAAACCCGCGGCAGCGGACGAGCAGCAGGACCGUCGGCUGCGACGGGCGGCCCAACGACAUACCAGCCGCGACGACGACCAAGGUGGCGGUGGUGAAGAGGACGAGGACGAGGCGCUGCGUCGGGCCGCUCGCCGUCGCCGCCAGGAGGCCGAAGUGGUCUUCAUGGCCUCCUCCUCCUCAUCACCUUCUUCUUCAUCAUCCGCCUCGGCCGAGGACGGAGGACGUCGCCGUCGCGCGGUGGCCGAGGUGGUGGUGGCGACGGCUCCCGCCAACGGUGCACGGGCCGGCGACGCCACCUCCGCGGACGAUGAUGAAGACGAGGAGGAGGACAGCGUGCUGGAGCGGCGGAUGCGGCUCAAGGCCAAGAUCCGGGAGCAGGAGGAGGAGGACGAGGAGGAGGAGCUGGCCAAAAUGGAGGACGAGGCACGCCCCUCCCUUCAUCACAUUCCCCCCCCCGCAGCCGCCGCUCGUACCAUUGGAUUGGGGGGUGCCUCGUCUCACGAAGAGGAGGAGAGCGAGGAGGAGGGCAGUUCGGAGUACGAGACGGACACGUCGGACAGCGAGGACGAGGGGGGCUACGGCAGCCGCCGGCCCGUCGUGGCGCCCACCUUCGUGCGCAAGCAGGACCGGGACACCAUCCGCGAGCGCGAGCGCAAGGAGCAGGAGGAGGCCCUCCAGGCCCAGAAGGAGGAGGAGCAGAAGGAGCGCAGGAAGGCGCAGACGCGGGAUCUGCUGGUGGAGGCCAUCCAAAAGGAGCGCGCCGAUGCCCAGCAGAACGAGGGCGGCGACAACGACGGCUCCUCUUCCGAGUCCGAGGCCGACCCCGAGGAAGAGGACGAAGAGGCCGAGUUCGAGAAGUGGAAGAUCCGGGAGUUGAAGAGGAUCCGACGGGACCAGGAGGAGAAGCUGCAGUGGGAGAAGGAGCUCCAAGAGAUCGAGAGACGACGAGGCCUGUCCGACGCGGAGAUCGCGAAGCUCGACGCGGAGGCGCUGCAGCCCAAGGAAAAGAAGAAGUGGAAGUUCCUGCAGAAGUACUACCACAAGGGCGCCUUCUACCAGGACGACGAGCUCGUCAAGGAGACCGAUUAUUCGGAGCCCACGCUGGAGGACAAGUUCGACCGUACGAUCCUGCCCAAGGUCAUGCAGGUCAAGAACUUUGGACGCGCCGGCCGCACCAAGUACACCCAUCUCGUCGACCAGGACACCACCUACCUCGGCGGCGGCAAGACCAACCCGUUCGCGCGUCCGGGCGAGAAUCCGGCGGGAGGCGCGCCUGCGGCACCGGCAGAUCGGUGGGACCCGUGGAGCGUGGCGCCGGCCCUCCGCGCCAAGUACACGCAGAAGAUGGGCGGCGUGGGCAGCGUGGACGACCCCCUCCACCGCAAGCGGAAGAGGCCCGGCGCCGACGGCCACCAGUAG